AUGGAUAAGAAAUCGAAGGAUGGCAUUAAGGUGCGGAGAGACAUGCAACACAUGAAGAUUCGACCUCAUUUAUGGCCAAAGCUUAAGGAAAAGACCAGAAAGGGGAAAGUUCCUAAGGGCUACUCAUCGAAUAUAAGAAAGCUUGUGUGCAUGACUGAAUUGAAAUUACAUGCAAUGAAAUCCCAUGAUUGUCAUGUCAUGAUGCAAGUAUUGUUGCCCAUUGCAAUUCGUGGGAUUUUGCCUAAGCAUGUAAGAGAUGCCAUCACGAGACUUUGUUCGUUUUUCAAUACAAUAUGCAACAAGGUACUUGAUGCGGAGGAAUUAGACAAACUACAAGCUAAUGUAGUUGUAACACUGUGCCAGUUUGAGAUGUAUUUUCCGCCUUCGUUUUUCGACAUAAUGGUUCAUUUAGUUGUCCAUCUUGUUCGAGAAAUCAAGCUUUGUGGUCCAGUGUUCAUGAGAUGGGCUUAUCCUUUUGAAAGGCAUAUGGGGUGCAUGCAGAGAAAGGUGAGGAAUCCCGCACGACCAGAAGCAAGUAUGAUUCAAGGAACUGUGUUGGCGGAGAUUGGUGCGUUUAUUGCUGAAUAUAUGUCUAGAGCUGAACCAAUCGGACUUCCUAAAUCUCGACAUGAGGGGAGACUUGAAGGCAAAGGCACAAUUGGUGCUAAAGAUAUCAGUGCUCCAUUAGAGAAACAGAUGCAAGCCCACUUAUGUGUGCUGCAACAACUCACAGAGGUUAGUCCGUACUUAGAAAAGCAUAUGCAGGAGUUAAGAGCUCGAAAUCCGACUAAAACAGAACGUGCCUUGGUGUUGGAACAUAAUCGUACUUUCAGUGAUUGGUUUCAAAAUAAAGUGAUGGCUGAGUUGGAUGUUAAAGGCCACAAAAUCUCCAAUAUGAUAAAAUGGCUAGCAUAUGGUCCACAAGAUACUUUGCACUCAUAUGAAGGGUAUGACAUCAAUGGAUAUGCCUUCCAUACGCUACAUCAAGAAAAAAAGUCAAGGUCUACGCAAAAUAGUGGUGUUACAAUGGUUGCUUCUUCUAGAUAUUAUGCAAGUGCUAAAGAUAAGAAUCCAAUUGAUGCAACCCAUCCAUAUUAUGGGGUCAUUCAGGAAAUAUGGGUGCUUGAUUAUAGUGAAAAAAUAAAGGUACCACUUUUUCAAUGCAAGUGGGCAGAGAAUAGUCGGCGCGGUGUUAAGCUUGUUGACAAUAAUAUGACUAUAAUCAAUAUGACACGGUUGCGCGACACUUCAGAGCCAUUCAUACUCGCAUCCCAAGCAAAGCAAGUUUUCUACAUAAGAGACAAUGUCGAUCAUGAUUGGUCUGUUGUUGUUAAAGGGAAGAGAUAUAUUCUUGGUGUUGGUGAUGUCGAUGAUGAAGAAGAGUACGAUCAGUUUGAUGACUCACCACCGUUCUCAAUUUCAGAGAGCGAUGUGCUUGAUGGAACGGAUAAUGAUACCAAUUAUAUGCGCUUAGAUCAUACAAAAGGCAUAACUGUUGAUGAACCUUGA
Molecule: messenger RNA, 1509 nt
Organism: Spinacia oleracea (spinach)
Lineage: Eukaryota; Viridiplantae; Streptophyta; Magnoliopsida; Caryophyllales; Amaranthaceae
Exons: 2
Coding region: 1-1509 (502 amino acids)
Source: RefSeq, a predicted model, not a curated record